AUGACUACAAGGGUGGUCAAGCUGACCGUGAUUACCGAUUUUGCGUGUGCUAGUUGCUGCGUGGGCCAGCAUGAGCUCUUAGACGCCAUCGCGUAUACCCAAGACACCCUGCACCUACCCAUCUCGUUCGAGGUGGAACACCUCCCCUUCCGACUCAUCAACCCUGCCAUUCUUACCGAUUCCAGCAACGCUCCCAAGGUCGAGAAGACCGAUUUCCUCCAGAAGCAACUGGGCAGAGAGCGCUUCUUCAAGCUGCAAGCGGCGAUCGCUAAAUGGGGGGAAGAGAAGGGGAUUCCUAUUUCAUUCAGAGGCGUUAUGAGCCAGACAACUCGUGCCCACCGCCUCUGCCAGAAAGCUUACAAGUUAGGUGGUCAGGACCUCCAACUUCCCCUCCUCUGCGCCAUCUUCAAGGCGCACAUGGAAGACGGCCGAGACAUCGCUGAUAUCAACAUCCUCGCCGAGCUUGCGGAGGAGUCGGGAACGAUGUCCAAGGAUCAGGCGGCCGCGUUCCUCAACUCAGACGAGCUCGAAAAGGAGGUCAACCAGAUGUGCGAUGAGGCGAGGUCAAAAGGUAUCACAGGCGUGCCCAUGACCAUCAUCGAUGGAAAGUGGGCCGUCAGUGGCGGCCAAUCUUCGGACGUGUUCAUUCAGAUUUUCAAGAAGCUUGCUGCUGCGGGUCCUCAUUGCGCCCCAUCGCCGUUCUCAGGCUCUGUCGUGGAAACGAGCAUAGUUGCGUGA
This is a messenger RNA of Cyclocybe aegerita, 738 nucleotides long. The record is from the annotation of a GenBank genome assembly. Lineage: Eukaryota; Fungi; Basidiomycota; Agaricomycetes; Agaricales; Hemipholiotaceae.